Cornus florida is the source of this 4083-nucleotide messenger RNA. Its product is annotated as nucleolar protein NET1. Gene Ontology annotation, molecular function: actin binding; microtubule binding. The record is from RefSeq and is a predicted model, not a curated record. Gene Ontology annotation, cellular component: actin filament; cytoplasm. The transcript is spliced from 11 exons. Gene Ontology annotation, biological process: actin filament polymerization. The coding region runs from base 237 to 3344 and encodes 1035 amino acids. Lineage: Eukaryota; Viridiplantae; Streptophyta; Magnoliopsida; Cornales; Cornaceae.
AAGAAAGAAUAUACCUACCAAAACGAAAAAAGAAACAAAAAAAUUUAGAGAAGAGAAAAAUAUUUAAUUAGUUAUGUUUUUUAAAAAAUAAAGAAAAAGAACAUGGGUUAUUCACAAGUAUUAUAAUAGACUGUACGAUAGUAUAGAUUAAACGCAACACCCAAUUUAUGUUGGCUUUUCCCUACUACUUCCACCGCCCCCUUCUCAGCUGAAAUUCGCCGUUAAACACCAAAAAUAUGGACUUUCAACACCCUAACCAGCGCUACAUGAGGCCUCCUCCGCCACUCCCACCGCCGUCCAUGGCGGAUCCCCACCACCAGCCUCCUCCGCCGAUGCAGCAACAGCAGCAGCAGCCACAUCCUCCCCAGGGCUCCACCUGGUUCUCCACCCAAUUCCAGUAUCACCAUCCCUCGCAGCAGUCUCCGUCUCCCCCGCCGCCUCACAACCAGUGGGGUCCACCUCCUCACUCCGAUCAUCUCCCCCCUCCUCCUCCUCCUCCACCGCCUUAUUCUCACAAUCCUUAUUCUCUUCACAACCAGUACCCUCCUCUUCCUCUUCCCCCUCGGCCUCACCUACCUCCUCCUCCUCAUCCUCAUCCUCAUUCUCAUUCUCAGAUCCCCCAAUCUUAUCCUCACGUCAACCAGGACUGGGGCAAUUCAAAUUGGGGUCAUCAUCAAGGCUGGGAGUACCCAGCCCAGAACAAUGAAGAAGAUUGGGCUGCCAAGGCCAGAGCGUGGGCAGCUGCCAAAGUUGCAACAGAUACUCAUCAUCCACAGUCACAGUUCACGCCAAAUGGCAGACCGGAAGAACUGAGUCAUUAUCACGAUCAGUAUCCACAAAAUGUUGAUGUUCAUUAUGCAGAUGCUCCUCAGCCGUCCCACCUCGCGUCAAGCUAUCAACAGUAUCCUGCUCCAGCUGCACCUCCACACAGGCCACCUGACUUUCAUGUACAUGAGUCUGCAUCCAUCAGUACCGGUCAAUCUUCGUAUGUUCCGGAUGGGCAUUUUCAUUUCACCAGUAGAGAUGGAACUUUGGCGAGAGAUUCAAAUGCUGUAUAUCGUCAUCAAGAAUUUGGACCUACAAGCCCAUUGGUUCACCAGCAGGAGGUACCUUCUAGUUAUUCUUCUGUUACAGGUAAAGAAGAGUCUGGAGAUCAAAACGAAAAGUUCUAUAAGUCACUGCCUUCGUCUAUUGCAUCAACUCAAGGACAGCACCAUCUGCAGCCACCAUUUCCUCCAAUUGGUAGAUCAGUUUCUAUGGAGCAGACUCGUUAUGCAUUUGGCAGCAUGUCAGCUGAGCCCAUAACUGAUCUUAGUGAUCAGCCUUUAGAUUUUGCACCGAGGUUUAAUCGAGACAAUGAUCCACAUUUGCAACCCAGUUAUCCUCAUACUGAUUCAGUGGGACCCUUAAGAGGAGUAGACCCUGUUGCAUCUGUUCCUUCUGUUCAUAGUUGGACAUCCCCAGUUGCAGCUGGGGCAGUUUAUCCACCAGUCCCUCCAGUACACCUAUCAGGGCAGCAGUACGAUCCUUCAAUAGAUGCACCCUCAUCAAUUCCUGGACAUUCUGCACCAAUAUUUGGAAGGAUGCCUGGACCAAGCUUCCCGUCUACAAUUCCAACUGUUGGUGCACCCUUUGGCAUCGGCACAGGAACUGCACUUCAUCCAACAACAGGGUUUCCUGGUGAUGUAUAUGGGGUUUCUAGUGUUUCUGAACGCCCUAAAAAGGGCUCAGUUCCUAACUGGCUUAGAGAGGAAAUAAUUAAGAAGAAAGCUGCUAUUGGAAGUUCUGCUCUUGAGCAUCCCAAAGAGGAAAGUCAAUAUAUUGAAGAUGAAAGUGUUGAUAAAUCUCUAGGGAAAGGUGAUCAGGCAGAUAGCAAAAGCAUUGAUUCUUCCAGGUCAACUGAAGAAGAGGAUGAUGAUGAGGAUUAUGUGGAAGUAGCCAGAACUGCAGCAAUAAACCAGGAAAUAAAGCGUGUUCUGACUGAAGUUCUUUUGAAGGUUACUGAUGAUCUUUUUGAUGAAAUUGCGACAAAAGUUCUUAGUGAAGAUGAUCUCUCUGUUGAAGUUAAGCACAAUGUUGUUGCCCCACCUCGUAAAGUAUCACCAUCUACUCCAGCUGUUCCAACUCCCAAGGCUUCUGCAAAGGUUCUAAUACCAGCCAAAACCAACGAAAUUGAUACUGAGGAUGUUAGUGGGAAAUCUACUUCCAGCUCUCCUGGAGAUGUAUUAGGUCUCGGUAGCUAUGCCUCAGAUGAUGAUGAGGAUGAUGAAAUCCCGACUACUGGUAUGCCAAAUUCUAAUGAAGAUACCGUUUCUCAGCGGCAAAGCAUUAGAAAGCUUUCAGAAGAUGUACAUGCAUUUGAGAAUGGCAGUUCAAAAACAGAAGCUGAAAAGAAUGACAAAGGUCAUACAAAUAAGGAGACUGAUCCCACCAGUGGGAGUCCAAAUGGGGCCUCAAUUCAUCACAGUGCUGUGCAUAGUGAGUUGAGUACUGAUUUGGCAGGUAAAAGACCAGCACAUGGUAAUGUUCAGUCCAGACAUUCUUCUAAGAUGGUAGCUGGAGUGAGGGAAGAUGAAACUGAUGUUGAUGGUGAGAAAAUGCUAUACAGUGCCGAUCCUUCCUUGUCAAAGGAUAGUGUAGGAGAAAAGACAAUUAUGCAAACUGAACGACUAGUUGAGAAUGUUGAUGUCAAUAAGUCGAGAACAAAUGAUUCUCAAGAUAGAGAAACCAGAAAAAAACCAGAUAAGAACGAUAGACGUGAAGCUAAGAGGAGUUCUGCUGGGAAAGACUUUGUUAAGGAGGUCGAGAGUGGCAAAGAUGGAAGAGACAAUAAGGGUGAUGAGACUCAUAAGAGGCAGGAUGAGAGGCAUGCAAGAAAGGAACGGACAGAUGACCUGAAUGGAUCGAAAGAAAGAAUGAAAGAGCAUGGUGUUAAGUCUGUGGAAAGAGCAAAGGAUUAUGAUUCAAGGAAAAAGUCCUCCCAUCCUGAUGUUAAGGAGGAUAGAAAGGAAAAUGAGAGAGAUAAAAAAGCUAGUGCUAAAGAAGAUAGCGAUAGAAAAAGAGCACGAAAGGAUGACAAGGGAGAAAGAAAACAUGGAAGUGAAUCAAGCAGACACAAGAGACAUCGUUCCUCUUCGAUUGGCAGUAGGGGCAGAAACAGCAAGGACAAUUCGGUGGUUAGUUAUGCCAAUGAUUCAAGUGAUGAACCCUCGGAUGAUUCUAAAAGGAAACUACAUUCAAGAAGACGUAAUUUAUCACCAUCGCCUAUCAGGUCUAGGAGAAGAAGCAGCGUAAUUUAUGCCAACAGGCCAGUUCUUAUAAAGCUUGACUUUAUAGAAGGCUGAGCAUUCUUCUCCCAAAAUAUAUAAUUUCAACUCAUUGGCUUAGUAUGGGGUGUUUUCAUUUCUAGACAAGUUUCGCGGUCUCCACAUAGCAGGCAUUCUCAGCGCAGGCAUUCUCCCUACUCUUCUCUUGAGACCACCAGGUAUGUUGCGACACGGUCUGAAAGAUUAUGAUUAUGUUGAUGUUUUUGAGACGUAACCAUCCAUCAUCAUUACAAUAAGAAAGUCAGGUGAAAGCAUAAGGUCCUAGAUUUUGGCCCACAAAUAUUUCAUAUUUUAUAGACUGUUCCAUUCUAAUUGCAGGGGAAGGAGGUCGAGAUCCAGGUCACCUGUUCGCCGGCAUAGGUGAUGGGAAAGAACAGUGUCUUGACAUGAUGCAAACUUAGAAAUGCUAGAGAUUCGUUUCUUUGUUGAUUGCAACGAAAUGGAGGCCUCACAUGUGCGCCCCUAUAGCAUUCGAGUAAUAGAGCGAUUUCAAUGUCAAAUUGCUGCUGUUGAGGAAAAGAAGGGUUCGCGGGCAUUUUGGUUUUGAUGUCAGAUUGGUGCUGUUUAGAAAAAGAGGGUCCCGUGUGCAUUUUAAUUGCAAGGAUAAAGGCUUGGAAUGUACAUUCAAGGCAACGCGAUGAUGCUUGUAGCUUGUAUCUGGACGUUGACAUUCUUGUUGAAGUUUGUAUGUUCUGCAUUGACAGUUCUUUUUUCUUUUUUGGGAUUUUCUUUAUUUUAUUUUAUUUUUUGUUCUGUA